AUGGCGGACUCCUACGUCCGAGGCAAAGUCCAUGAAUGCUGGGAUGCGCUGAAGGACGGCGAAGGGACACACUGGCCUUUCUUCCGAGACGGCCCCCGUCACGUGCGCCCCUCCCCCGUCGGAGCUGUUUCCUACUGCGUUCCAUGGGAUGAGUCGCUUCUCUCGACUCCACGUUUCUCUGACAGCACGUCAUGCGCAGCAGGCCCAAUGGCUGAGUUGUACCCUUCAUUGGCGCAAUGCGCGAUUGUCGCGACCGCUUUCAAGAUUCUUCUAUUUCCCGCCUAUAAAUCAACGGACUUUGAAGUCCAUCGGAAUUGGCUUGCUAUCACUCACUCAUUACCGGUGAAGGAAUGGUACUAUGAGAAAACAUCGGAAUGGACGCUCGACUACCCUCCCUUUUUCGCGGCAUUCGAGUGGCUACUGUCCCAAGCUGCGCACUAUGCAGACCCUGCAAUGCUGAUUGUCAGCAACCUUGAUUACGAUUCAUGGCAGACAGUCUACUUCCAGCGGGCAACUGUCAUUCUGAGUGAGCUCGCUCUGUUUUAUGCACUGAACCGGUAUACCAAGUCUGUACAUCCCUCAAAUAAGCAGCUUGCGCAUAUCGCCAGUCUAUCCAUUCUGCUCUCCCCCGGCCUCCUUAUCAUCGACCAUAUCCAUUUUCAAUAUAAUGGCUUCCUCUAUGGAGUCCUAAUCUUGUCAAUCGUUCUGGCCCGAAAGCAAUCAACAAUGCUCUACAGUGGCAUUGCAUUUGCCAUCUUGCUGUGUCUGAAACAUAUUUAUUUGUACUUGGCUCUGGCCUAUUUCGUAUAUUUGCUGAGAGCAUACUGUCUGGAUCCCAAGUCUGUCUUUCGGCCUAAUUUUGCAAGCAUUUUCAAACUCGGCUUGAGUAUCGUCGGCGUAUUCAGCUUGGCUUUUGGCCCAUUUGCUAAGUGGGGUCAACUGCUUCAGUUGAAGGACAGGCUGUUUCCAUUUUCAAGGGGGCUAUGCCAUGCCUAUUGGGCACCGAAUAUCUGGGCUAUGUACUCAUUUGCGGAUCGCAUCCUUAUCCAACUUGCUCCACGCCUAGGUCUCCCCAUCAACCACGAUGCUUUGACCAGUGUCACGCGUGGCCUUGUCGGAGAUACCUCCUUCGCGGUUCUUCCGGAGGUGACUAAGGAACAAACAUUUAUGCUUACGCUUGUAUUUCAGCUACUUCCCUUAGCUAAACUCUGGCUUCGUCCAGACUGGGACACCUUUGUUGGCGCUAUUACCCUCUGUGGAUAUGCCUCUUUCUUGGUUGGUUGGCAUGUUCACGAAAAGGCUGUCCUCUUGAUUAUCAUACCGUUCAGUCUAAUAGCGCUCAAAGACCGGCGGUAUUUCAGCGCAUUCCGGCCUCUUGCGGUGGCUGGUCAUGUCUCGCUCUUUCCUUUGCUCUUUACGGCAGCAGAGUUCCCUAUUAAGACUGUCUACACUAUCUUAUGGCUGGUUCUGUUCCUCUACGCAUUCGACCAGGUCGCACCCGUCCCAGAGCGACCUCGGAUCUUUCUUGUCGAUCGAUUCUCCCUGCUAUAUUUGACUGUGGCCAUUCCUCUGAUUGUCUACUGCUCACUCAUCCAUCAGCUUAUUUUUGGUCUGAAUCGGUUUGAAUUUUUGCCUCUAAUGUUCAUGAGCAGUUACUCUGCUCUGGGGGUAGUAGGUAGCUGGGUAGGGUUCAUGGUUGUAUACUUUACUGCAUGA
This is a messenger RNA of Aspergillus tanneri, 1716 nucleotides long. It is a transcript of the gene ALG8, whose product is annotated as dolichyl-P-Glc:Glc1Man(9)GlcNAc(2)-PP-dolichol alpha-1,3-glucosyltransferase ALG8. Lineage: Eukaryota; Fungi; Ascomycota; Eurotiomycetes; Eurotiales; Aspergillaceae. Gene Ontology annotation, molecular function: dolichyl pyrophosphate Glc1Man9GlcNAc2 alpha-1,3-glucosyltransferase activity. Bases 1 to 1716 code for a protein of 571 amino acids. The record is from RefSeq and is a predicted model, not a curated record. The transcript is spliced from 6 exons. Gene Ontology annotation, biological process: protein N-linked glycosylation. Gene Ontology annotation, cellular component: endoplasmic reticulum membrane.